Messenger RNA from Bemisia tabaci, 2253 nucleotides. RefSeq names its product Derlin 2 (gene Der-2). NCBI's taxonomy places the organism in Eukaryota, Metazoa, Arthropoda, Insecta, Hemiptera, Aleyrodidae. The record is from RefSeq and is a predicted model, not a curated record.
UUCUCGAAUAAUUUUGUUUGUUUUGAAAUACGUGUACUUUUUUGAGUGAAGUCAAAAUCCUUAAUUUUCUUGAAUAUUAUUAUAUAAGUUCUUGCCCGUCUCAAUUCUUUCAUUACUCAAAGUUUUAAUAAUAAUGUGGUUUGUUGUAUUCUUAUCCAGGAACUAUGUUGAUAUGUCCAAGCAGGAACGAUGAUGUUUCCAGAUCUCCUUGAAAAACUUUCUGAUAACAAUGACUAGCUUGAAUCUUUUCCGUUCGAGUGUAUAUUAAGUAGUCCCUUUUUAAUUUUUCGCCUGCUAUCGAGCACGUUUCUUUGAAAAAUGGCUCUUCAAACAUUCCGUCAAGAAUAUCUGCAAAUGCCCCCAGUGACGCGGGCUUACACAACAGCAUGCGUCCUCACCACAAUAGCAGUGCAAUUGGAGCUGGUAUCACCGUUCCAGCUAUACUUCAACCCAAAAUUAAUUGCCAGACAAUAUCAGUUCUGGCGGCUGAUCACAACGUUCCUCUUUUAUGGCACAGUCAAUUUUACCUUUUUUUUCAACUUAAUCUUCACGUUCCGUUACUGUCGUAUGUUAGAGGAGGGCUCUUUUCGGGGCCGCACUGCUGAUUUUGUUGUUAUGUUUUUAUUUGGUGGUAUAAGUAUGAUUUUUUUUGCUCUUUUUGUACAUUUAAUGUUUUUAGGUCAAGCUUUUACCAUAAUGCUAGUUUACAUCUGGUCCAAACGGAACCCGUACAUUCGCCUAAACUUUUUUGGUGUGCUCAACUUUCAGGCUCCAUACUUGCCUUGGGUCCUCCUAGGUUUCUCAGUUUUAUUGGGCAACACAGUUUGGGUUGACUUAAUGGGGAUGGCUGUCGGUCAUGUGUAUUACUACUUGGAGGAUGUCUUUCCGCGUCAGCCAGGAGGAUUCAAAGUUUUAGUGACCCCACAGUUUUUGAAAAACCUUCUUGAUGGCAAUCCAGAUGACCCUGAUUACGUCCCCUCGAUGGAAGAUCGGCCAGGAGGUUUCAACUGGGGAGAAAGGGAACCAGAUGAAGAUAAUUGAAAGGAAACUGCUUUGGUGCUGUGUUUGUGUUUUCCGCAGAUUUUAUUUUUUGGUAUUUUAUUUUACUUCAUUUUUUCUUUUUCUACUUAUGGAAUUUUUUCCAUACGCAUCAAGUUGAUUCCCCUCCCUCUGUCUAAUAAAACCCAGACAGUCAAAAUUAUUGGCAAAUUUGUCUGAUUUUUUUUCUCUCUUUUUUGUAUCCAAGCACCUGAUGGCAAUUGGUUAGUUUUCUAGCUUACUUUGAUCUUUCUAGGUUAUUUUUAAAGAUGUGUGAUAAAGUUCCGUAGUUAUUAGUAUCUUCGAACUGACCUCUGAAAGAAUUUCACAAGGGGACAAUUUUUGAGUGAUGUGUCCCCUACACUUAAAGUAGUCUAGAAGUCAAUUGAGGAUACUAAGAUCGAUUCACACAUUCCUCCAGUUUUUACUUAACGUAUAAUAUCAGGAAAUAUCAAGCUAAAAAAGAAGAAAAAAAUUCAAUUGCAAAGCUGAAUGAAAGCAAUUAAAUCUUUAACUUUUUCCAAAAAUUGCUGUAAUGUAUCCUUAACAUAGGGACUGCGCUAAGCAGAAAAGAACCAAGCCACAUUAGCUGUUGCCAAAUGUAAUUGGGCAAUUUAAUUUUUAACAUGAAAACGGUUGUGCAGAUUUUUGUGCAAAUUUCACUGAAUUUUUUGCAUAGUGUGAAGCAAAUUCCUUCAUAUUUUUAAAGGAAUCUGCACAAAUGUUCUCUCUGCCCCGAUGAGGCGCAAAUAAAAGUAGUCAAGAUGUUCAGAGCUAAGUCUGUAAAAAUAUAUAUUUUUUUCCUUUAUAAAUCUUGACAUCACUUUGAAAACUGGGAAGAUGAGUGAAUUGAUCCAAGUAUCCUCAAUGUACCUCUGAACCACCUAUUGAAGUUCUCUAUUUUACCUGUGGCAUUUUUGCUAGGCAUUUUUCUAACAUGUAUCGUAUCCUAAUACCUACCAAAUACACUUGUAAGAUGACUGAGAGUCUUUAAGUUUUCUUUUUUUUUUUCUUUGUCAGUUUUCUCUUUGCUCCAUUCAACCUUCUAUCCUUCAUUGUCACCCUUUAUAUCUUUGUUAACGUUUAGUUUUGUUAAUUUUUUUUAUAUUAAACUUUCAACGAUGUUCAAUAUGAAUGACUUGCCUCACAUUUCAAUCACAAUUGAAUGGAUUUUGGAGGGUUUUAUGUCUAAUAAAAUUGCAAUGAGCUUCUUGA